AUGGGACCGGCUGUUGCCCAAGGAACCACGGACAGCAGCAUCGAUCUGGAAAUAUACUCUCUCUUCAAAGGCAAAUUCCAGGAAAGGAAUCCUUGCCGCCUAGCAUUGUCCGAACAACGAACCGGCCCGCGGGCGCGAAGAGGCUCAGAUGCAGCACCUGUAGGGAAGCUGUGUCCCUGGUCCUCGGCUCUUGAGAAUAACCGGAAAGCAGUCCUGCGUCCUGUGGCCCCAGUGGCGGACUGGAAAGCCUGUGAUGAAGGGCCACAAAAGGCUCAGAACAGCCGGUCGGCUCUCGUGAAUCGUGAAAAGGGAAAGGCCCGGUGCGGGGGCCUCAUGCGCGAUUCUGCGCGCCUGCCCUGGCAGGUCGGCACACCACCCCGUUUUGAUCGUGCCUUUUUGGAUAGCGGCGAACCCACCCCCACUGGUCUGGAAAAACGACAAAGACCGGGAAGGAACUACGUCAUCCGGCAACUUGGGACCAAAGAGACGGAAGGCACGAACGUCCGUCGUCCAAAACGCACACGAUAA
Molecule: messenger RNA, 528 nt
Organism: Sporothrix schenckii 1099-18
Lineage: Eukaryota; Fungi; Ascomycota; Sordariomycetes; Ophiostomatales; Ophiostomataceae
Exons: 2
Coding region: 1-528 (175 amino acids)
Source: RefSeq, a predicted model, not a curated record